AUAGUUUCACUUCCUGCUGUUGAAUAUCUGGUUGAACGACUUAAGCUUAAUUUGUUAAACUCCAAUAAGUGCCUGUCCCACAUGGUUUGACUCAGAGAUUCUCUUUCGUCCACAGGCAAUCGUCUCAGGAGCAGAAAGAAAAGAGCUCCCAAAUGCUGUGGCUAUUCAGGGACUCUCAAGAACAAUGGAAUAUCCUGAUUUAGAAAAUUUGGAUGAAGACGGAUAUACUCAAUUACGCUUCAGCUCUCGAAACAAUACCAGGAUAUCCGUUGUUUCAGAGAAAGGAUCUUGUGCUUCAUCUCUUCCUUGGCGUCUCAUUGCUGUGAUUUUGGGAAUCCUCUGCUUGGUAAUACUGGUGACAGCUGUGGUCCUGGGUACCACGGGAGAUCUUUCCAGCCCUUGUCCUUCUAACUGGAUUAUGUAUGAGAAGAGCUGUUAUCUAUUCAGCAUGUCACUAAAUUCUUGGGAUGGAAGUAAAAGACAGUGCUCUCAACUGGACUCUAACCUCCUGAAGAUAGACAGUUCAAAAGAAUUGGGAUUUAUAUUAAAGCAAGUGUCUUCCCAACCUGAUAAUUCAUUUUGGAUAGGCCUUUCUCGGACCCAGACUGAGGGACCGUGGCUCUGGGAGGAUGGAUCAACAUUCUCUUCUAACUUAUUUCAGAUCAGAACCACAGCUACCCAAGAAAACUCAUCUUCCAAUUGUGUAUGGAUUCACAUGUCGAUCGUUUAUGACCAAUUGUGUAGUGUGCCCUCAUAUAGUAUUUGUGAGAAGAAGUUUUCAAUGUAAGGGAUAGGGUAGAGGAGGAGGAAGGAAAUACGUGAGCUAGUAAGGAGGACAGAAAGCAGAACAGAAAAGAGUAACAGCUGAGGUCAAAAUAAAUGCAGAAAAUGUUUAGAGAGCUUGGCAAACUGUAAUCUUACCCAAGAAAUUGGAGGGGGAAGCUGUGAUUUCUGUAUUUGUUGACCUACAGGUAGGCUAGUAUUAUUGUUCUAGUUAGUAGAGCUCUAGACAUGGAGUCAGGGCAGUCAAGCUUGAAUUUUUUUUUUUUUUUUCUUUUUUUGACAGAAUCUCACUUUGUUACUCAGGCUGGAGUGCAAUGGUGUGAUCUUGACUCACUGCAGCCAUCUUCUUACCUCAGCUGCCCCAGGUAGCUAGGACUACAGGUGCAUGUUACCAUGCCUGGCCAACUUUUGGUAUUUUUUGUAGAGACUGGGUUUUGCCACGUUGACCAGGCUAGUCUCCGACCCUGGGGCUCAAGUGAUUGCCUGACUUGGUCUUCCAAAGUGCCGGGAUUAUAGAUGUAAGCCAUCAUGCUUCAAGUUUCAUUUUGCCAUUGACUUGAUAUUUACCUGGGAUAAGCCAUAAGACAAUCUUAAUUCCUGGCUCUAUUGGAGUUGUUUUUAUACUCAAAUAUGUCAUUGAAGUGCAUGGUGUGUUGUCACAAUUUGUCCCUUAACUUCUAGCAGUAUAUCAGACAUGGAUUGAGGGUGAAAUAUAUUUCUGAAGAGCUGAAUGAAGAAAUGGAAAAAAAUCUUGACCAAUCAGAGCAAUUUUAUUAUUUUCAUCAAUAUGAUCAUAAUUAUGAUUAUCAUCAAAAAGCAGCAACUCCUACUUUUUCUUUAUCAAAUAACCCAGAAAGUAUGCCUGCCGUAUCUCUAAUAGAAUCUUGUAUAAUAUCUGAUUGUAUGGAAACUGCUCUCAAAGUUUUCUGCUUUUUAAAUACUAUCAAUCAAAAAAUACACAAAAUCUGUUGAUUAAUAUAAAAAAGUAACCAAUCUAAUUGGAAUAAGUAUUAACAUUUUGGAAUAUGAAACAUGUUUUAUUAGUUUCAUGAUGUACUAUUUUAUAAUUUUUACCAUUUUUUCAGUAAUUACUGUAAAAAGGUAUUAUUGGAAUGAAACUAUAUUUCCUCAUGUGCUGAUUUGUCUCUUUUCUUUUUUUUCAUACUUUCCCACUGGUGCUAUUUUUAUUUCCAGUGGAUAUUUCUAUAUUACUCGGGAGGCAUUUGCAGCCCUCUAAUGUUGAUUAAUAUGUGCAAAGAAAUUGUACAAAUUUCACUAAAUUAUUCACUUUAAAAUGGCUGAUUUUAUGUUAUGCGGAUUUCAUCUUAAUAAAAAAAGAAAACUCUUAUCAAAAAA
Messenger RNA from Saimiri boliviensis boliviensis (Bolivian squirrel monkey), 2139 nucleotides. RefSeq names its product C-type lectin domain containing 7A (gene CLEC7A). The record is from RefSeq and is a predicted model, not a curated record. Gene Ontology annotation, biological process: cellular response to molecule of fungal origin; phagocytosis, recognition; innate immune response. Gene Ontology annotation, molecular function: pattern recognition receptor activity; (1->3)-beta-D-glucan binding. NCBI's taxonomy places the organism in Eukaryota, Metazoa, Chordata, Mammalia, Primates, Cebidae. Gene Ontology annotation, cellular component: cell surface.